This is a messenger RNA of Leucoraja erinaceus (little skate), 1399 nucleotides long. It is a transcript of the gene ddx23, whose product is annotated as DEAD (Asp-Glu-Ala-Asp) box polypeptide 23. Gene Ontology annotation, cellular component: catalytic step 2 spliceosome. The transcript is spliced from 7 exons. Gene Ontology annotation, molecular function: RNA binding; ATP binding. Gene Ontology annotation, biological process: mRNA splicing, via spliceosome. NCBI's taxonomy places the organism in Eukaryota, Metazoa, Chordata, Chondrichthyes, Rajiformes, Rajidae. The annotation marks the transcript as partial. The record is from RefSeq and is a predicted model, not a curated record.
GAUUGAGGAGUCUGACCAGGGUCCCUACGCCAUCAUCCUGGCCCCGACGCGCGAGUUGGCGCAGCAAAUCGAGGAGGAGACACUCAAGUUCGGCAAACCGCUGGGCAUCCGGACAGUGGCCGUGAUCGGAGGCAUCUCCAGAGAGGACCAGGGAUUCCGUCUACGCAUGGGGUGUGAGAUAGUGAUAGCCACCCCGGGCCGACUGAUCGACGUUCUGGAGAACCGAUACUUGGUGCUGAGCCGCUGUACAUAUGUGGUGUUGGACGAGGCGGACAGGAUGAUCGACAUGGGCUUCGAGCCCGACGUGCAGCGCAUCCUGGAGCACAUGCCUGUCACCAACCAGAAACCCGACUCCGACGAGGCAGAGGACCCGGAGAAGAUGAUGGCCAACUUCGAGCUCGGCAAACAUAAGUACCGACAGACGGUGAUGUUCACGGCCACGAUGCCUCCAUCGGUCGAGCGUUUGGCCCGGAGCUACCUGCGCCGGCCGGCUGUGGUCUACAUCGGCUCGGCCGGCAAGCCCCAUGAGAGGGUGGAACAGAGGGUACAGCUCAUGUCAGAGGGAGAGAAGAGGAAGAAACUCCUGUCUCUUCUGGAGCAAGGCUUCGAUCCUCCCAUCAUCAUCUUCGUCAACCAGAAGAAGGGCUGUGACGUUCUGGCCAAAUCCCUGGAGAAAAUGGGCUACAACGCCUGCACGCUGCACGGAGGAAAGGGCCAGGAACAGAGAGAGUUUGCUCUGUCCAACCUCAAGGCCGGAGCCAAGGACAUCCUGGUGGCAACGGACGUGGCCGGGCGCGGGAUAGACAUCCAUGACGUGUCCAUGGUGCUCAACUACGACAUGGCCAAGAACAUCGAAGACUACAUCCACCGCAUCGGGCGGACAGGGCGAGCAGGGAAGAGUGGAAUAGCCGUAACAUUCCUGACCAAGGAGGACUCGACUGUCUUCUACGACCUGAAACAGGCCAUCUUGGAGAGUCCGGUGUCCUCCUGUCCUCCGGAGCUCAGCAAUCACCCCGACGCACAACACAAGCCCGGGACCAUCCUGACCAAGAAACGCAGAGAGGAGACCAUCUUCGCCUAGAGACCCAUCAUCUCCAGUCUCCUCCUCUCCCCUCCCCUCCCAUCUCAUACCACCACGAGACCAUCUGCACCUAGAGACCCCCUCAUCUCCAUUUCCCUCCCCUCCCCUCUCCUCUCGCACUACCCUGAGACCAUCUUCACCAAGAAACGCAGAGAGGAGACCAACUUCGCUUAGGAAACCCCCCCCCAUCUCAUCUCCUCAUCCCCCGCUCUCUCUCCCCCUCUCCCCACUCCCAGGGUAAGUUGAUUGUGUGUAAAUGUAAAUGUUUGAACCUAAUCCACUUUCUACGGGUGAAUAAAGGCAAAAUGUUCUCUUGUA